Messenger RNA from Doryrhamphus excisus (bluestripe pipefish), 2990 nucleotides. The record is from RefSeq and is a predicted model, not a curated record. Lineage: Eukaryota; Metazoa; Chordata; Actinopteri; Syngnathiformes; Syngnathidae.
GAGCAGCUCCAGUCCGGGUUGUGUUUUGUUUAAGAUCUGAGCGGAGCCGCCCAGGAAGUGGAGCACAAGACGGGACAGGAUAGAUGCGAUGCCCCCCCACCUAAGACACCAUUUACGUAGAAAACAUCAGCCUUGAGCGGAGACCAUUCACUUCCUGUUGCGAAUGUUGACGCUUCGCCUGAUGGGAGUGUGAAUGGCGGGGUUUUAUCGCAUGUCGCCUCGCUUCGGUGUCGUACAGGAAAGUGGUAUUGACGGAUAAAAUUGAAUAAUUAAUCCCGGUAGAGAUAGACUUGUUGUUUUUCAUGACGUGACGGUACUUUUCGCUUUCCUUUUUUUCUUUAAAUCUAACCGGAUCCUGUUAUCAUGACGCCUGACCUCCUAAACUUCAAGAAGGGAUGGAUGUCAAAACUCGACGAAAGUGGCGAGUGGAAGAAGCACUGGUUUGUUUUGACCGACGCGGGACUGAAGUACUACAGAGACUCCAGCGCAGAAGAGAAAGAUGACCUGGAUGGUGAAAUUGAUUUAAAAUCUUGCGUGAAGGUGUCAGAGUAUGAUGUGGAGAAGAACUAUGGGUUUCAGAUACAGACGAGGGAUUCCUCGUUUACGCUUUCUGCCAUGACUGCAGGAAUCAGGAGGAACUGGAUUGAAGUUUUAAAGAAGUGCAUCCGGCCCAGCAGCACGCCAGACCUCACACAGCUGCCCGAUAGCGGAAGUGACAAAGAAAACUCCCACACGCACAUUCAGCUGACUUCCCGGCGCCUGCCAUUGCAUCACGCCGAUGUUCCGUCGGAAGCUCCUCCUACACAACGCCGCUUUGACUACGUUGAGCUGUCGCCCGUUCCAUCCUCCUCCGGCCUUCUGUCAGCCAAUCAGAGACAGACUGGGGAGGGCCAGCGCAGGGAGGCGAGGACCCCGGACGCCACGAGUAGCCAGUGGGAGGCCGUGCUGUCUCGGAAAGGCACCGGCGGAGGAGGGAAUCAGAGGCUACGCAUGGAGGACGAGAUAGAGAAGAAGUGGGCGGAGUUUGAACGCAUGCCUUUGAAGGAGAACCCGACGACGGCGGCGUCGCGGCAUUCCGGCCAGUCGGCCAAUGAGGCGCUGCAGAGGGAGGUAGUGGCGUCACUGAGGCAGCAGCUCGAGCAACUGCGACAGGGAGGAGGAGGAGGAGGGGGAGGGGGGAAAGGGAUGCGGGGCGGCUGCGGCCCCGACGGCCCCUGCAGCCGCAGCCUAGCCGCCAUGGACCGCGCUCAUCGGCAGGCCAUGGAGGAGCUGCAGAGGCAGCACGACCGCCGGGUGGCAGACUUGGAGGCGGAGAAGAAAAUGCUGUUGCUGGAGGAAAUUCAGGAUACCGCACGAGUGAUGGAGGCACUGAAGAAGAAACACAAAGAGGAGCUGGAGAGUGAGGCGGAAAAGGUCAAGAGACUAAGCAGCGGAUCCGUCGACCCACAGACUUUACGAGACCAACAACAGGCAGAGAGUGCGGCCUUGCAGAGGGAGCUGGCGGGACUGUCGGAGCGCUACUCUCAGAAGUGUCUGGAGCUAAACCGGGCUGAGGAGUGUCGCGCUGAAAGAGAGCGGGAACGCGGCCAGAAGGAGCGAGAGCUGGAGCAACUCAGGAAAGAGAACCAAAACUUAAAGGAGCGUUUGGCAGACGAGAUCUGCCGCAUGCGAUACAGCAACGCAGAUCUGGGGUCAAAGGACAACAGAGAUGUGACAUCCUGUGAAUUGGAGGUACUUGUCAGGGUGAAAGAGAACGAGAUCGAGUACUUGUACAAGGAGAUCAGCUGUCUACGGAAUGAACUGCAGUUCCUGAACACGGAGAAGCGUCUGGCCAGCGUGCGAUACGCAGAAGUCAACGAGGAACUGAGCGGGAUUAAAGGUCGGAGCGAGAGGGAGAUCCAGAGUCUAAAGGAGCACUUGAGGCUGGCCAUGGCCGCCCUGCAGGAGGGCCAGAGGCUGGGGAACAGCAUGGACCACUGAGAGAGGUCUACUGAUGCUUCUGAGGUUCGUGUUUACGCCAUCAAAGGUUAGGACUGAUGCUGGGGAGACACUCAAGUCAACAGCAAGAUGGUUAGGAAUUGAACCGUGCACAUGAAAAUGUGCGUCCGCUCUCAAGUGACUGAAUGGAAGAAAGCGAUACAGGAAAAGUACGGUCAUACUUGCAUUCUUCGGGACCGUACGCGUGAAAGUGCCUUUCGUUUCAACGCUCGUGCCAAUCAUCAGCGUGGACAAGCUGUAAAGCGGCUUCAUUACACUGGACAACAUGUGAUGCAUCAACUCAACUUUCCCUUCCUUAUUCAUGCUUCUGGCUCUCGUCAGCGCACGCAAGUAUGAGUGUAGUGUGCCUUUUUGUUUUUUUACUGGAAUAUUUGUCAAAUGUGUUGUUUGUAGUUUAAAGCAUUUCAGGUUAUUUUCAAACGACUUUUACCAGUCAGCCGAGAUUCUUCUGUGUCUUUUAGCACCUUUUAGGCUUCAGAAUGACACACAGCUGAUGUCAUCCCAGUUUUUGUUGUUUUUUUUUGUUCUUUGAAAAUGACAUUCUUACCAUUUUUCUUGUUUUUCUUUUAACCCGGAUGGUUAGCAUAGUUGCCUCACAGCCAAGCAGCUCAGCUCUGUGUAGUUUUACAGUAAUAGCUUUUCUCUGGGUACUCCGGUUACCUCCUUUAAAGAACAUGCACGUCUGAAUUAAUGCUUAUUUGUCCGUAUGUGCUCUGUAGUUGGAGACCAGUCCAGCAUGUACUGCACCUCAGUUAAAAAUGAAUGUUUUUUUAACCGGGACUUUUUUCCCCCCCUUCUUAUUGCUGGCAUAAUUGUGCUGUCAGUUCAACAUUUGACAGGUGUUGCAUAAAUGAGCCAAUUUGUUAUUGAUAAAGUGGUAACAUCACUUACCUACCUGCCUUUUGAAAAAGAAUUAAUAUACUGUAUUUUCCUGUAUAAUGUAAAUUAUACACAUUUUUGCUAUCAAUAAAGUUUUAACUGAAGCACCUAUA